CGCAAAAGAGGCGGAAGUCUCUGAUUUUAAAGAACUAACCAAUCAGAACGCGGGGCGGCCUGUUACUGCGACCAAUGACAGCGACAGCAGUGGCCUGAGGGAAAGAGCGCGCCAGGAUUGGCUUUUAGCUGGCCAAUCAGCGCUUACAGUGGAGAAGAGGGUGCUGCGAGCAGGGGGACUCCGAGCAGCAACGAGAAUGGGUGAAGUGGAGAUCUCGGCCCGGGCCUAUGUCAAGAUGUGCCUGCACGCCGCACGGUACCCCCAUGCUGCGGUGAAUGGGCUGCUCUUGGCCCCCAGGCGGCAGACGAAGGCUGGGCAGCCCGAGUGCCUCUGGGUCACGGACUGCAUCCCCCUCUUCCACACCAAUUUGUCGCUCACUGUCAUGCUGGAGGUAGCCCUGAACCAGGUUGACAUUUGGAGUGCCGGGUCAGAUCUGUUCCUUGCCGGGUAUUACCAGGCCAACGCUGGAAUUGACGACAAAAGCCCGCCUCCCCUUGCCCAGAAGACUGCCGGACGCGUUGCCGAACUGUACGACGAUGCCGUGCUUAUCAUGGUGGACAACCGCAAGUUCAUGAUAAAUGCUCGUCUCCCUCCCAUCACUGUGUUGGAGCAGAAAGAUCGGCAGUGGGUCCCCAAAGACAAGAACCUGGUGAUGUGGAGCGACUGGGAGUCGGCUCGCCACACCUGCAAAUGUCUCUUAGAAGCCAAAGCCUACUCCCAAUUGGUCGACUUCGACAUCCACCUGGAUGACAUCAGAGAAGACUGGACCAACCAGCGGCUGAACACAGAGAUCGCCCAGUUGGUGUCAGUGGCCAAUGGCAGCCCGUGAAGAAGUGCAUUUGGCCAGCAGGGGGAAGCAAGGAGAGGGGGGAAUCAACUUUCGGGGUGCCUGGUUGCUCCCCACCCAGCACAUUCUUUAUUACGGCCGAAGAAACUGUGGAUUUGUAGUGGGUGACAUUUUUUAUUCUGGUUUCCCCCCUGCAGAAGAGGCUUGCCCCAGAUAUUAGUGAAUGCAAAAAAGGGACCGGCCGACCCAAUUUUUGCUGCACUGAUCAUUAAAGGAAAGACGCUGCUCCAGAGACAGCUGUAUGUUUUCGUUUGUUUGCACCUCUUGUGAUGAAAUGGAAUUCAACAUUUGCUCUGCAUUUCUUUAGUUUUGUAACUUAAUUAAAUUUCAAAACUCUUACCAAA
Varanus komodoensis (Komodo dragon) is the source of this 1191-nucleotide messenger RNA. RefSeq names its product ER membrane protein complex subunit 9 (gene EMC9). The transcript has 6 exons. NCBI's taxonomy places the organism in Eukaryota, Metazoa, Chordata, Lepidosauria, Squamata, Varanidae. The record is from RefSeq and is a predicted model, not a curated record. Gene Ontology annotation, cellular component: EMC complex. The coding region runs from base 197 to 829 and encodes 210 amino acids.